GGGGGUUGUGGUGGUGGACAAUAUGGAUCAUUACAGUAUGAUGGUAAGCCGUCCGUUGAGCAGCAUGGUGGUGAUGCUUGGCAUUCACUGUUAGGACAUGCGGAUGCUGGACAGGUAACGUUAGAGCAGGGGGGUUGUGGUGGUGGACAAUAUGGAUCAUUACAGUAUGAUGAUGUUGGACAACCAUUAGGGUAUUGUCCGCAACACGGAUCUUCACAGCACGUCUGA
Messenger RNA from Paraglomus occultum, 228 nucleotides. The record is from the annotation of a GenBank genome assembly. Lineage: Eukaryota; Fungi; Glomeromycota; Glomeromycetes; Paraglomerales; Paraglomeraceae.